Molecule: messenger RNA, 1635 nt
Organism: Colletotrichum spaethianum
Lineage: Eukaryota; Fungi; Ascomycota; Sordariomycetes; Glomerellales; Glomerellaceae
Exons: 1
Coding region: 1-1635 (544 amino acids)
Biological process (GO): double-strand break repair via nonhomologous end joining
Cellular component (GO): DNA ligase IV complex; nucleus
Molecular function (GO): DNA end binding
Source: RefSeq, a predicted model, not a curated record
AUGACAACCCCACCAGUAUGGCGACACCUGCCUGUCUCGCCAUCGAUGGGCUUGCCUAACCUCCUGAUUUCAACGAACUUCUCGGCAACGUCAUACACGAUACACAUCACAGAUCUAGCAAACAUAUGGGUAGAGUCAUUGGACCGGAAGGCCAUCUACAAGCGCAGUCUCAACGAAUCCACCAGCAUCGACCCGACGGACAGUGAAAGCAAUAUGCGUGCCUUCCUGUCUAAAAUCAGAUCCGUCUUUGACCCUUCUCACCCAGACCAUGACAAGGCAUCCAUGACAUUAUCAACCAGCCCCAGCAAAGAAGCAGGAGAGGAGAGCCUGACGCUGAAUAUCAUCUGCGAAUUGGAAAACAUGAAGCCUUUAGAAUGGCCGAUGUAUCUGCAAAAAUGUUCCCAGUCUGAGCUCGCUGCCGAACUUGUUGUCCCACUCGCACAAGCACACUCAUUCGGACUUAGACAAGUCGAUUUCCUCAAGGAGACCAUCAAGCAAAAGGAUACUAUCAUCAUGAAGCUUCUCGACAAACUUGAAGCCACUGGAACCCGCUUGGAAAACAUCUUUACUGUCUUGUCCGCAAAGCAAAAGCCCACAAGACAGAUGGCCGAGCAAAAGGUCAAAGGGCUAGCACCCUUCCGGCCUGACCACUGGAAGGCUCAUCUGGAUGGAGACCAGGAGGACAUGUCUACUCUUGUCCGGGGCGUGUUUGGUGCCGCUGGACUCGAGUACCGCCGAAAGGCCGACGCACACGACACCGCGUCGCUCGACAAUUGGUGGACCGAAUUACAGCCUUCGUGUAUCCAAAUCGUGGAGUCAAAGCCAAGCUCUCGCCAAAGUCAGCAGGGGGCGUCGUCUUCUGCGUCCGGGCAGCAGGAAUCCAAGAGUAGUGAAACCAAGGACGGCAAGGUCGCGGCCGAUGACGACGACGACGACGAUGACUUCCAGGUGCAGUCAACGCCACCUCAUAUCAUGUCAACUCGCAAGCGUCCUGCGAAACAUUCAUCCGGGGACGACGACGAUAGCACCGAGGACGGAGACGCCUCGCUGAUACCCGACAGCGUACCGGCACCUCCACCGGAGCACAAGGCCCAGCCUUCACGAUUGGGAACAAUAGGAAAGAGACAUCAACCCAUGCCCACUCGCGCCCCAUCGCCUCCAAAGGUGCCAGAACCAGAGGGUUCGGAAACCGAGACAGAGUCUGACGAGGACGCUACCGCCUCUUUAGCUGAGGCAUCGUCGCCGCCUCAACAUGUCGAACUGCAGUCUGGUACGAAGGGUCCAAAGACUGGUCUUGGUGUUAUCGGAGGCGAAGCUCGCGGGUCUAAGGCUCCGGAUUCUCCACGAAAAGGAGCUCUGGAUCGCAUCGGUGGAGACUCAAAGCAUUCCAAAUCACCCGAGCCACCAAAGAGAAACGGGCUAGGUCGGAUUGGCGGAGAUGCUCGUGCUCUCAAGACGCCCGAGCCAACAGCUCCAGCUACGGGAGAGCGAGGUCGACCCCGAGAGGACACAAACCUUCACGAGAAACCCAGGGAAACUUCGCAAGAACGGGCGGAUAGGAAACGAGAUGAGCUGCAGAAAGAGUUGCAGAAAAAGGCCGCGUCAGGACCGGCGCGAAAAAAGCGGAAGUUCUAA